Messenger RNA from Dissoconium aciculare CBS 342.82, 3477 nucleotides. RefSeq names its product leucyl-tRNA synthetase. NCBI's taxonomy places the organism in Eukaryota, Fungi, Ascomycota, Dothideomycetes, Mycosphaerellales, Dissoconiaceae. The record is from RefSeq and is a predicted model, not a curated record. The coding region runs from base 1 to 3477 and encodes 1158 amino acids. Gene Ontology annotation, molecular function: ATP binding; aminoacyl-tRNA deacylase activity; leucine-tRNA ligase activity. The transcript has a single exon. Gene Ontology annotation, biological process: leucyl-tRNA aminoacylation.
AUGGCAGCCGUUCAGGCCACCAAAGAAGCCCUGGCUCCUGUACAGCAGGCCGGCACUCUCAAACUCGAGAACACCGACAAGCGAGACACUUUGAUCGCCAGCGAAAAGAAAUAUCAGCAGCAAUGGGCCGAGAAGAAGGUCUUCGAGCAGGAUGCUCCAAGCCUCGAGGAAGUGCCAUUUCAUUCGAUCUCGCCAGCGGAACUUCGGAAGAAGCACCCCAAGUACAUGGUCACCAUGGCAUAUCCCUACGUCAAUGGUGUACCUCAUGCCGGUCACACUUUUACUGCGAGUAAGUUGGAAUUCGCUGUAGGAUGGGCAAGGAUGCAAGGCAAGAGGGCACUCUACCCUCAGGGGUUCCAUGCCACUGGAAUGCCCAUCAAAGCAUGUGCAGACAAGUUGAUUCGCGAGAUUGAGAUGUUCGGGCAAAAUUUCGAGAACUGUCCUGUGGACGCAGUCAAGAACGAGGAGACACCUGCUGAGGAGACACCUGCACCUGUCCAAGGUGCUGCCAAGUCGGACGUGACCAAGUUCACCACCAAAAAAUCGAAAGCAGCCGCGAAGGUAAAUGUCGCCCUCAAAUACCAGUUCCAAAUCAUGCUUGCCAUUGGUGUCCCUAUCGAGGAGAUUCACAAAUUCGCCGACCCUCAAUACUGGUUGCACUACUUCCCGCCGCUCUGGAAGCGGGACUUGACCAAUCUGGGUUGCAGGGUGGACUGGAGACGCUCUCUAAUCACCACUGAUGCCAACCCUUACUACGAUGCGUUCGUUCGCUGGCAAGUCAAUCGCCUGAAGCAACUUGGAAAGAUCAAGUUCGGCAAGAGAUAUACGGUGUACUCUCCACGCGACGGACAAGCUUGUAUGGACCAUGACAGAGCAUCUGGCGAGGGUGUCGCAGUCCAGGAAUAUACGGCGAUCAAGUUGCAGGUGAAGGAAUGGCCUGAAGCGGCCAAAGUAAAACUCCAGGGUGCUAUCCCGGAAGGCGGCGAAGUAUUCUUUGUUCCCGCAACGCUUCGCCCAGAGACGAUGUACGGCCAGACCGCAUGUUUCGUCGGCCCGACCAUCAGCUAUGGCAUCUUCGAGGUGGUCAAGGGCAAAGAGUACUACUUCAUUGCCGAACGCGCAGCUAGGAACAUGGCCUACCAGAACAUCUUCCCCGAGUGGGGUGCGUUCCCCAAGGUGGCUGAAUUGCAAGGAGCUGAUGUCAUCGGAACCCUUGUAAACGCGCCCCUUUCUGUUCACAAAGACGGAAUACGCAUCCUCCCCAUGGAGACCGUCAAGGCUACCAAAGGAACCGGAGUUGUCAGCUGUGUUCCGUCUGACUCUCCAGAUGAUUACGCCACCAUCACGGACUUGUCGAAGAAAGCCGAGUACUACAAAAUCCAAAAGGAGUGGGCAGAUCUCGAGAUUUUGCCCAUCAUUGAAACGCCGUCUUAUGGCAACCUCACUGCCAAGCACUUGGUGGAAACGAUGAAGAUCAACUCACCAAAAGAUGCCAAGCAGCUGGCAGAGGCGAAGGACCUUGCUUACAAAGAAGGUUUCUACAAAGGCAAGAUGAUCCAUGGUGACUUUGCAGGCCAGAGCGUUGCCGAUGCCAAACCACUCGUGCGCCAGCAGCUUAUCGACGCGCAAGAAGCUUUCGCAUACGCCGAGCCCGAUGGACAGGUAACAAGUCGCUCUGGUGAUGAGUGCGUGGCUGCCCAUCUUGACCAGUGGUUCAUGAAUUACGGCACUCCAGAAGCUUCAGGUGACCCGACCUGGCAGCCGGAAGUGCUGAAGCACGUUCAGAACGAAGAUGGCGAAGGCCUCAACUUGUGGUCCACCGAGGCCAAGAACGCAUUCGAGAAGGUUUUAUUCUGGCUUGCUCAGUGGGCGUGUGCAAGGAGCUAUGGGUUGGGCACAAGGUUGCCCUGGGACCAAUCUCAGCUGGUGGAGAGUUUGUCCGAUUCUACCGUUUACAUGGCAUACUACACCAUUGCUCAUCUUUUGCACAAGGACUACUUCGGUCAGGAACGAGGGCCUGCAAAUGUCGGGCCCGAGGAUCUGACGGAUGAGAUGUGGGAUUACCUCUUCUGCAGGACCGAGGAGAUCCCCGCAGACACCAAAGUGGACCACGAGACCCUACACAAGAUGCGACGAGAAUUCGAAUACUGGUACCCGCUUGACCUACGUGUUUCGGGCAAGGAUCUCAUUCAGAACCACUUGACCUUCUUCCUCUAUGGGCACGUGGCCCUGUUCCCACGCGAAUACUGGCCUCGAGCUAUUCGUGUCAACGGACAUUUGCUGCUCAAUGGAGAGAAGAUGUCCAAAUCUACCGGUAACUUUAUGACUCUUGCGGAGUCCACAUCGAAAUUCGGUGCCGAUGCCACACGAAUUGCUCUCGCCGACGGUGGUGAUGGUAUGGAAGACGCCAAUUUUGACGAGACUGUCGCAAACAGUAACAUUCUGCGAAUGUACGAGCUACGGCAAUGGUGUGAGAGCGUGAUCGCAGAUGCUCGCUUGCUCAAGGAGGGCGAGAACUAUGCUCAUGUCAAGGACAGCGAGCGACUCAAGAACAACGACUCCAUUCAAAGAACUGGCGAGAAAUUGUUCUUCGACAAGCUUUUCGAAAACGAAAUGAACGGCCUGGUGAGAGAGACCGAGCAACAAUACGAUCAGACGAACUACAAAUCUGCGAUCAAAUCUGGUCUGUACGAUUUCAUUUCUGCACGAGACUUCUACCGUGAAGCAACCAAAGCUGCAGGAAUUGGCAUGCAUCAUGACCUGAUCAAACUUUACGUGGAGUUGCAGACACUCAUGAUCACGGUCGUCGCGCCACACUGGGCGGAAUACAUUUGGCUCGAAGUGCUCAAGAAGUCCGAUUCGGUCCAGAACGCCCUUUUCCCUCAGGUGUCUGAGCCCGACUCGCAUCUCACUGCAGCACGCGACUACGUCCGCAACACCUCGAGCAACAUCACGAGCGCGGAAGGCGCACAACUCAAGAAGAUGCAGAAAGGCAAACAGACCUCUUACGACCCCAAGAAGGACAAGAAGUUGUCCAUCUACUGUGCUCUGCAAUACCCAGCCUGGCAGGAUGGUAUCAUCGACAUCGUCCGCAACAAUUUUGCGGACCUCAAGCUCGACGUUGCUGCUAUCUCCAAGUCGAUCCCCAAGGCGGAGAGCAAACGCGCUAUGCCGUUCGUACAGACCCUGAAAAAGAGCCUGGAGUCCGGUAUCGAGCCCACCACCGUGUUUGAGCGCAAGUUGGGUUUCGACGAGGUGUCGGUGCUGACCGAGAUGGUCCCCGGCCUCCAACAGACCCUUCCCAAAUGUCUGAGGGUGGAAGUGAUCGCGAUUGACGAAGGUGGGAAGUCUGGCAAGAUCGUGGCGGGGACGUCUAACGUCCAAGUGGGCGAGGCCCGCAGCGACUUGCCGCAGACGGCGGAAAACGCUGUGCCCGGACAGCCUACCUUCUUCUUUGAGAACAUCGCGGCCGCUUGA